UCUUGUUAUGUUUGUUGCACAAUGGCAGCAAAAAUAUAUGAUACUUCUAAAUUGGGAAACUUUAAAUGGAUGUAUUUUAUUUUACAUGUUUUUUUUCAUCAAUCUUAGAUAGUGAAAAGUUUUGUAGGCUUAACACAAAAUGUUCCAAAAUAGGAAGCGCAAAGUUCUUUUUUGCGGCUAGCAUAACAAUUUUAAAAUUUUGUUAGCAUUUUUAGAGCCCCUUUGGUAUAGAAUUAUUUUUAUUUACUAAUUCUUCUUAAGUCAAUUAUACCAAAUAUACAUCAAAAUGAAUCAACGUUUAAGAUUACAACAUUAUAAAAUCUCAGACUUUUUUGCAGAAGAAUCUACAAUUGAAGAACGUCAACGUUUACUACCAUUACAUAACACCACCAUAAUUAGACAUGAAAUUCAAAAUGAAGAAAGACAAGAAAAUGAAACUGAAUCUAAAACUAAAUGGAUAACUACAUUAGAAAUUUUAAUCAUAGCUUUUCUUGUGAUUCUUUCUAUCUCAAGUAUCGUCUUUCAUAUCAUGUAUAAAGAAGUUCCAAUUGGUAAAUCCAUCAGAGAAUUUUCAAUUAUUGUUAGUGGAGUAUUUUUAGUGCUUAGUUUUGAUAGAUUGGUAAAUGGUUUAGCAGAAUAUUUUGAAAUUGAUUUAUUAAAAGAAAAUCAACUUCUGAAAUCAGAUUAUAUUAUUUAUUCUUUAAUUGCUGUAUGUAGCAUCAUUGUGCUCUAUAUUUUAUUUCAUUAAAUGUGUUCAUCAAUCAUUGUUAAGAGAAGAAAAUAAAUUAUCCUGAAACACUUUUGGUCUAAUGUACAUGAUUUUCAUCAAGGAAUUACUAAUUACACUGAUUAAACUAUCGGUUGUUUCCGAAACUACC
This is a messenger RNA of Scheffersomyces coipomensis, 878 nucleotides long. RefSeq lists its product as uncharacterized. NCBI's taxonomy places the organism in Eukaryota, Fungi, Ascomycota, Pichiomycetes, Serinales, Debaryomycetaceae. The record is from RefSeq and is a predicted model, not a curated record. The coding region runs from base 287 to 748 and encodes 153 amino acids. The transcript has a single exon.